This is a messenger RNA of Mus pahari (shrew mouse), 705 nucleotides long. RefSeq names its product E3 ubiquitin-protein ligase listerin-like. Bases 73 to 705 code for a protein of 210 amino acids. NCBI's taxonomy places the organism in Eukaryota, Metazoa, Chordata, Mammalia, Rodentia, Muridae. The transcript has 5 exons. The record is from RefSeq and is a predicted model, not a curated record. Gene Ontology annotation, cellular component: cytosol; RQC complex. Gene Ontology annotation, molecular function: ubiquitin protein ligase activity; ribosomal large subunit binding. Gene Ontology annotation, biological process: rescue of stalled cytosolic ribosome; ribosome-associated ubiquitin-dependent protein catabolic process.
GACCGGAAGUUGUGCCCCGGCCGUGUCAACUUCGGCUCUGCAGACUGAGAGAGCCCGGCUGCCACCGCCACCAUGGGCGGGAAGAACAAGCAGCGGACUAAGGGGAACCUCAGGCCUUCAAACAGCGGCCGAGCUGCAGAACUCCUUGCCAAAGAGCAGGGGACAGUGCCUGGAUUCAUUGGCUUUGGAACAUCUCACAGUGACCUGGGCUAUGUUCCGGCUGUUCAAGGUGCGGAAGACAUAGACAGUCUUGUAGAUUCCGAUUUCCGGAUGGUGCUGCGGAAACUUUCCAAAAAAGAUGUUACAACAAAGUUAAAGGCAAUGCAAGAAUUUGGAAUUAUGUGCACAGAGCGAGACACAGAAGCUGUAAAAGGGGUUCUUCCAUACUGGCCAAGAAUCUUCUGCAAAAUCUCCCUUGAUCAUGAUCGCCGUGUUCGAGAGGCGACGCAGCAAGCUUUUGAAAAACUUAUCCUUAAAGUAAAGAAGCACUUAGCUCCCUAUUUAAAAAGCAUAAUGGGCUAUUGGCUGAUGGCUCAGUGUGAUACAUAUCCACCAGCCGCACUGGCAGCAAAAGAUGCAUUCGAAGCCGCUUUCCCUCCAAGCAAGCAACCUGAAGCCAUAGCGUUUUGCAAGGAAGAAAUUACAACUGUGCUGCAGGAUCAUCUUCUGAAGGAAACUGCGGACACACUCAGUGACCCUCAGUAA